UCGGGGUGCUGCCCUGCGGGCAGAGCAGCUCCCUCGGCCCCGCCGCUGCGGGCUCCUGGCGCAUCUGCUGCCUAGAGGGAGAUGAGGAAAAAAACCACCCCAACCACAGAGCUCAGGAGAGCCAGCGGGCGAUGGCCGGCGUGGGCUGCCGUGGCUGAGCACGGCAGGGAGCGGCAGAACCCUUCACGCUCCUGCCGGGAGCGCGGCGGCCGCGGGGCAGCGGGACAUGCCCAGUGCGCGCGGCGGGCUCCGCCUCCGCCUGACCCGGAUACAGACGGCGCUGCCUCCCGGCCGCGAGCGUGGAGCCGGCCCGGCGCCGCCGCAGCAGCAGCAGCGGAGCGCCCCGGCCGUGCCAUGGGAUUGUGGUGACUGCCCGGCCCCGCCACCCGCCCGCCCCGCGGCCAUGGCCCCCAUGGGCAUCCGCCUCUCGCCGCUCGGCAUGGCAGUGUUCUGCCUGCUGGGGCUGGGCGUCCUCUACCACCUCUACUCCGGCUUCCUGGCCGGCCGCUUCGCCUUCUUCAUGCUGAGCGAGCCGGCGGCCGGCGGGCCCGAGACGCCCCACGGCUCUGCGCCCGGCGGCGCCGUGGACCUGCGGGAGCUGCUGGCCGUGUCCGUGCUGGCCGCCGUCAGGGGCGGGGAGGAGGUGAAGCGGGUCCGCGAGGGGAACGUCCUCAACGCCAAGGCGAAGGGGAAGACGCGAGAGGGGGCCGAGGAGCAGCUGACCACCGGCGACCUCCUCUCUAACCGCAGGAUGUUCUACCUGCUGAAGGGCGCCUUCCCCGCCGUGCAGAUAAAUUCUGAGGAGCGUGUUGAUACAGCUGAUCAGGAGACGGUCUCCUGGGAUCACAGUAUUCCUGAAGACAUAAAGCAAAAGAUACAGCCUAAAGAGGUGCCAGCAGAAAGUGUCACUGUCUGGAUCGAUCCCUUAGAUGCUACGCAAGAAUACACAGAGGAUCUUCGACAGUAUGUCACGACCAUGGUUUGUGUGGCUGUAAAUGGUAAACCAGUAAUAGGUGUGAUACACAAGCCCUUCUCAUCAUACACAGCUUGGGCAAUGGUGGAUGGUGGGUCAAAUGUAAAAGCUCGUUCCUCCUACAAUGAGAAGACUCCAAGGAUUAUUGUGUCCCGCUCCCAUGCAGGAAAAGUUGAGCAGGUUGCACGGCAGACAUUUGGAAAUAAAACUGUGAUAAUCCCCGCUGGUGGAGCAGGUUAUAAAGUGUUGGCCCUCCUUGACGUGCCUGAAAAGAAUCAAGAAGAAGCUGAUGUGUAUAUCCAUGUCACCUACAUUAAGAAGUGGGACAUAUGUGCUGGAAAUGCAGUGUUGAAAGCGUUGGGUGGCCAUAUGACCACCCUGACUGGUGAAGAAAUUAGUUACACUGGCUCAGAUGGCAAUGAAGGAGGACUUAUAGCCAGUAUCAACAUGAACCAUAAAGCACUAAUUGAAAAACUUCCAGAUCUGGAAAAAACGUCACACAAAUAAGCAUGACUGGUGGAAAAGUACAAGUUGUGCUUUUGUAGCCUCCAGAUGCUCUGUCUGAAGAAGCAGGUGUGAAAACCUGCUGGAAAAGAUGCACAGCAAAGCAAAGCAGUUUGGUGUGGGUUUGGGGACUAUAUCUUGCAUUGGGUUUUGUCAGUGGUGGUAUUUAAAAAUAAUAAAAUAAUAAUAAUAAUAAUUGGAAGUAGGAAGAGGAUGAUGGUCUCACA
Messenger RNA from Passer domesticus (house sparrow), 1704 nucleotides. RefSeq names its product 3'(2'), 5'-bisphosphate nucleotidase 2 (gene BPNT2). The record is from RefSeq and is a predicted model, not a curated record. Bases 227 to 1480 code for a protein of 417 amino acids. Lineage: Eukaryota; Metazoa; Chordata; Aves; Passeriformes; Passeridae. The transcript has 5 exons. Gene Ontology annotation, molecular function: 3'-nucleotidase activity. Gene Ontology annotation, cellular component: endomembrane system. Gene Ontology annotation, biological process: skeletal system development; phosphatidylinositol phosphate biosynthetic process.